CCCUUUUUCAGUUUCGUCUCACUUUCGUUCAAAUUAAGUCCAAAUCCAUCCAAUCUUCAUCUUCCAUCUUCACUUGUGGUUUUUUUCUGUAAUAUUUUGGGCUUUGAGGUUUUGGGUAUAGAGAGAUGGAGAUUGAUGAGGAAAUGGGGAGAAUAGAAGAUGGAUGCCAGACGCCGAAGCGUGGAGAAUGUCGGAUUCCGGCGGCUUCGGUAUGUCCACCGCCUCCAAAGAAGAAACCUGUUUAUGAGAAGAACAGAGACCCGCCCAAGAAUGGAUACUUCCACCCACCUGAUCUUGAACUUCUCUUUGCCAUGGCGCCACGACGGGAAGCUUGGGCGUAGCCCACUGUGAAACGGAACAGGAAGCGGAGCGGGGUUCUUAACUCGGUUUCUUCAAUUUUUGGGGGGGAUUAGGUUCUGUAACAUAUUUAGUCUAUUAAAUCUGUUUCUUUCUUUAGGAGGAUGAACGACGUUGCUGUAAGUUUACUUUUUUUUGUAAUUCAGGAAAGGAAUAUAUUCCCC
Telopea speciosissima is the source of this 521-nucleotide messenger RNA. RefSeq names its product cyclin-dependent protein kinase inhibitor SMR4-like. Gene Ontology annotation, biological process: regulation of DNA endoreduplication. The coding region runs from base 126 to 341 and encodes 71 amino acids. NCBI's taxonomy places the organism in Eukaryota, Viridiplantae, Streptophyta, Magnoliopsida, Proteales, Proteaceae. The record is from RefSeq and is a predicted model, not a curated record. The transcript has a single exon.